UACUGAUUUAGUCAGACAUAUGUCGCUAUCCAAACCUGAGAUGUUGAAAAUUGCUAUUAAAGUCUUUUUCCUCAUCUCCAGUCGUCAUUUGCAUUGCUUUUUCUAAGAAACGUUGGUGUCCAGUUUAUAUUUUAAUUAUUUUGCUCUCCUUUUUUGCCCACAACACACCGAAAGCUAGAAAUUGUAAGCAUCAGUGAUUAUUUACUGGGGUAUAAAUGUGUGUUUUUACACGCCUCCCUGCACUGCCUCCUACGAAUGUAUAUUUAAACAUCAUAUACCCUUUAGUUACACUGUCUCCUUAAACCAGAGCAUCCUCCUCGCCUCAAUCCAUUGGUGCGUCCUACACCAAUAGCAAGCUGAAGUAUACAAAGAGAUCUACUCCCUCCCCUUUCUAUUGUGCCACUGCUCUCAGAAGAGGAGCUUCACCCUGGCGCGCGGUAUAUGCGGAAAUUUGGUCUCUUAUUCUGUCAGCAGGAAACGGAUGUUUCAUUUUGCAAUGCGUUUCAAAGUAAUUUCUAACACUUCACGUCGAUAUUUGUGCAAAUAGACACAUUGAGGAUAAAUAUGCGCAGAAAAUGCUGGAUUGCCGGGCUGCUCUAUGCGUUCGCUGUGUGGAAUAUUACCAAGGCGCAGAUUCGCUACACAAUACCAGAGGAGCAAAACGAGGGCACUGUGGUUGGAAAUAUCGCCAAAGACCUGGAUUUACAAUUAUCUGACGCGUUUGAACGGAAUUUGCGGAUUGCUGUCGAGUCUGGUAAGCAGUAUUUCGGCGUGGAUCCAACAAAGGGUGAACUGGUUGUGAAGGAGAGAAUUGACAGGGAGAAUUUAUGCCCUCAAAGUGCUACAUGCAUUCUUCCUUUGGAGGCUAUUACCGAAAAUCCUUUGCAAUUGCACCGAUUUGAAAUAGAAAUUCAGGACAUUAAUGACAAUUCUCCAGUUUUCCAAAAUAAAGAAAACACUUUGAAUAUAGCCGAGUCAAUCGCUCCUGGUGCAAGGUUUCGUUUAGAAUCAGCCCAGGAUCCAGAUGUGGGAUCAAAUUCACUGCGAACUUACACACUGAGCAAAAAUGAGUAUUUUGUACUAGAUGUGAAACUAGCUAAAGAUGGAUCUCGUGUGCCAGAGCUUGUUUUAGAAAAAUCUUUGGACAGAGAAAAACAGUCAAUAGUCAGUCUCACGCUUACUGCUUUAGAUGGUGGAAAACCUGCAAGAUCCGGCACAACAAAAAUCUCCGUUCGUGUACUUGACACAAAUGAUAACGCUCCAGUUUUUGAAAAACCUCAAUAUGACGAGCAAAUCACAGAAAACACGGCCCCAGGAGUGGUUGUGCUUACCGUAAGAGCUAUAGAUCUAGAUGAAGGCGCAAACAAAGAAAUGAGCUAUUCGUUUGGUCCUCACACACCAGACACGCUAAGCUAUUUGUUUUCUGUUGAUCCAGGUACUGGCGAGAUUAAGGUAAAAAAUAAGAUAGAUUACGAGACAGACAGGUCCUUUGAUUUUGAUAUUGUAGCCAGAGACAAAGGCAAUCCCCCAAUGGAGGGCGUGUGUAGUGUCCAUUUGGAUAUAUUAGAUAUGAACGAUAAUGCACCAGAGAUCAUAUUAAAAUCUUCACCCAGUCCUGUCCGGGAAGACGCUCCUGCUGGCACAGUAGUAGCUUUAAUAAGUGCCAAAGACUUAGACAAAGGUGAUAAUGGUCAGGUUACUUUGACUUUAUUACCUGGAACGCCAUUUUCCUUAAAAACAUCUUUAUCAAAUCAUUACACGUUAAUCACAGAUCAGAAACUGGACAGAGAAGCGCACUCUGCAUAUACUGUUGUGAUUGUUGCUGCUGAUUCAGGAUCACCACAGCUCACGUCUCAGCAAGAAAUACUCGUAAAGGUUUUAGAUGUAAACGAUAACGCACCUGUUUUUACGCAAACAUCAUACGUUGCCCACGUUAAAGAAAACAGCGCUGCUGGAUCAAUAUUAUGUUCGGUGUCGGCUUCUGAUCCAGAUCAGGGAGAAAAUGCUAAAAUUUCUUAUUCGAUUUUAGACUCUAGAGUACUCGACGCACCACUGUCAUCUUAUAUCUAUAUAAAUUCAGACAACGGGAGCAUUUUUAGCAUGCACUCAUUUGAUCACGAAAAGGUGAAAGUAUUUCAGAUCCAAGUCCAAGCGAAAGAUCACGGCUCUCCGUCUCUGAGCAGCAAUGCCACGGUACAUGUUUUUAUUGUGGACCAGAACGACAACGCCCCCGCUGUCAUUUACCCCUCCGCACUCAUGGGCUCCGUGUCUCAUCAGAGAAUGCCCCGCUCCGCUAAAGCAGGACACCUCGUUACUAAAGUCACAGCAGUGGACGCUGACUCGGGCCAUAACGCCUGGAUUUCCUAUCGGCUAGCGGAGGCCACGGACGCGUCUCUGUUCACUGUCACUUUACAUACAGGAGAGGUGAGGACUAAGCGCUCUGUUUCAGAGCAGGACGAUUCCUCUCAGAGACUGCUCAUAGAGAUAAAGGACAACGGAGAACCGCUGCAGUCCACCACAAUCACUGUGGAUAUACUGAUAGAGGACGGCUUUCAUGAACCAAUCGCAGACUUUAGACACAAACACACAGAACCUGAGAAGAAAAAUAGCAAAAUCACAUUAUAUCUCAUCAUUUCUCUUGCCUCCGUGUCAUUGUUGUGUUUGGUGACAUUUUUGGUCUUGUUGGUAAAAUGCGCUCGAAGCAGUAGAGGCAGCUCGAGCUGCUGUAUCAGACGGAGCGAUUGUGAAUAUAAAAACCCCAACAGAAACCUGCAGAUCCAGCUCAACACUGACGGACCCAUUAAAUAUGUGGAGGUGCUGGGAGGAGACAUGAUGUCUCAGAGUCAGUCCUUCGGCUCGUAUCUCUCUCCAGUGUCCGAAUUCAGUGAUUUCACCCUCGUUAAGCCCAGCAGCACCACAGACUUUACAAACACUCUGAGCGUGCUGGAUGCGUCUUUACCGGACAGCACGUGGACGUUUGAGUGUCAGCAGGUGAGAGUGUGA
Molecule: messenger RNA, 3003 nt
Organism: Ictalurus furcatus (blue catfish)
Lineage: Eukaryota; Metazoa; Chordata; Actinopteri; Siluriformes; Ictaluridae
Product: protocadherin gamma-C5-like
Exons: 1
Coding region: 565-3003 (812 amino acids)
Biological process (GO): homophilic cell-cell adhesion
Cellular component (GO): plasma membrane
Molecular function (GO): calcium ion binding
Source: RefSeq, a predicted model, not a curated record